Molecule: messenger RNA, 963 nt
Organism: Wyeomyia smithii (pitcher-plant mosquito)
Lineage: Eukaryota; Metazoa; Arthropoda; Insecta; Diptera; Culicidae
Exons: 1
Coding region: 1-963 (320 amino acids)
Source: RefSeq, a predicted model, not a curated record
AUGCCGGCGACGACAUCGACCAGUUCUAAAAAAUCCCCCACGCUAAAGACGCUUCAAACUAAAUUGAAGUCGUUUCUAACCAUGUUUAAGGAUAUCGGUGAGUCUGCACAAGCGUUCAGUGUUGAUACUACUGCUAGCCAGGUGACGGUGCGACUUGAGAAGCUAGAAGAGUUGUGGGAGAAGGUGAAUGACGUCAUCUUGGAAAUCGAAAUUCAGGAAGACUAUACGGCAGAAGAUGAAGCUUACAUACAGCAGCGGUCGGAGUUUGGCAACAAGUACUAUGCGGUAAAAUCGGUACUUUUGGACAAGGUUAAGGAAUUGGAGGAACAUCCGGCCAUGAAUGCUUCUCUUCGCGCGAAUGAUACGACGCAGCAACCUACCGUUGAGCACGUUCGUCUCCCACAAAUCAAACAUCAAACGUUUGAUGGAAAUAUUGAUGAGUGGUUGAGUUUUCGAGAUCUUUACACUUCGUUGAUUCACUGGAAGGCCGAUCUACCCGAUGUUGAGAAGUUCCACUACCUAAAGGGAUGUUUGGCUGGUGGGGCAAAAGCGUUGAUAGACCCAAUAUCUAUCACAAGGGCAAAAUACCAAAUUGCCUGGGAUACGCUUACCAAACGAUAUAAUGAUAGCAAGUUUCUGAAACGAAGGCAGGUGCAAGCACUUUUCAAGCUACCUUCGUUAACGAGAGAAUCUUCCGCUGAGUUGCAGGCCUUGUUGGAAGGCUUUGAACGGGUUGUUCAGACACUGGAUCAGCUUAUACAACCAGUAGAUUACAAGGAUCUGCUAUUGUUGGACAUUUUAUCCACACGAUUAGAUAACGCAACAAGACGUGCCUGGGAAGAAUAUUCUUCGACGAAGGAAAAUGACACAGUGAAAGAUUUAACUGAGUUUCUACAAAGGAGGGUACGAGUUUUUGGAUCAUUACACACGAAGCCUACGGAAGCCAAGCCAGAGUUUUCAUGA